Messenger RNA from Penaeus chinensis, 4357 nucleotides. RefSeq names its product FAS-associated factor 2-like (gene Faf2). Gene Ontology annotation, molecular function: ubiquitin binding. Bases 58 to 1506 code for a protein of 482 amino acids. The record is from RefSeq and is a predicted model, not a curated record. Gene Ontology annotation, cellular component: endoplasmic reticulum. Lineage: Eukaryota; Metazoa; Arthropoda; Malacostraca; Decapoda; Penaeidae. The transcript is spliced from 8 exons.
UUGCGUCACCUCGCCGCGACUCGGAGUUCAAGCGACGCAUCAGUGUACACAACAACCAUGGCGGAAGAGGAACACCUGUCGCCUUUCCACACCGAGAAAAUCGUCCAGUUUCAGGAAGUCACUGGAACAGAGGACUUGGGAGAAGCCCGCUCACAGUUGGAAAACCAUGGAUGGGACCUAGAGGCAGCCGUCCAGACACACCUUGCUCUGGGGGACAACCGCGCACCAACACCUCCCAUUCCAGCGCAGAAUGGCAGGAAUGACCACAACGGUUGGCAAAAUCUGGCUGGGGUAGGUGGAGGAGGAGGAGGAGGGAGUGGAGAUGGGGGAGGGGGAGGGGCCAACCGCCAUGACGAGGAGGAGACAGACACAGAGGACGGGGCGGACAGUGGUGAAAGAGAGAGCAGCUCAAACAGCCUCCUGCCUGCGUGGCCUCGGGGGAGUAUCUUCAGCUGGGGCUACUAUCUCCUCACGCUGCCCUUCCGCAUCACCCUCUCCUCCCUCUCUUCCCUCUUCCUCUUCGUCUACAGGAUUGUCUACCCAUAUCCUCGCAGAUUAACUGACCCGCUAGGGGAUGUGCUGCAGUUCAUAGGACAGUAUGAAGCAGAGUACGGGCAGCAGCACCCUGCCUUCUUCCAGGGCUCUUACUCACAGGCUCUCAGCCAUGCCAAGUCGGAACUCAAGUUCCUCUUGGUCUACCUGCACUGUGCUGAUCACCAAGACACGCCGGCCUUCUGUAGAACAACCCUGUCAGACCCUGCAAUGGUGGAGUAUGUCAACAACACCAUGGUGUUCUGGGGCUGCUCUGUCACCACAGCAGAAGGCUAUCGAGUGUCCCAGGCUCUGAGGGAGAAUGCAUACCCAUUCCUAGCCCUCAUUGUGCUACGGGACAACCGCAUGACAGUGGUUGGCCGGUUGGAGGGACCCUGUACACCCACGAAGCUUACUGAGCAACUGCAGCUGAUCGUUCGGGAUAACGAGGCCUAUCUAGUGGUGGCCAGAGCAGAGAGGCAGGAGAGAGAGCUGACUGCUGCCCUGAGGCUCCAACAGGAUGAGGACUACCAAGAGAGUCUCCGUGCUGACCAGGAGAAGGAGAGAAAGAAGCAGCAAGAGAGGGAGGAGAUAGAGAGGAAGGAGAUGGAAGAGAGGGAGAGAGAGGAGGAGCAAAGGAGAGAGAAGGACAAUAUUAGAAGACUGAAGAUCGAGAGUGUGGACAAGAUACCACAGGAGCCAGAGGAAGGGGCUGAUGGCACGGUGCACAUCGUGGUGAAGCUCCCUCACGGGGCAAGGCUGGAGAGACGCUUCCUCAAGACAGACAGUCUAGAGGCCCUCUACUACUACAUCUUCUGCCAUCCAGACUCCCCAGAUAGGUUCCAGGUGACCACCAACUUCCCCAGACAGGUGGUGCCUUGCGAGCCCUCAGAGGCCAACCCCAACCCUCCCACCUUCGAAGAGUUCCAUCUGCCCCCAAGGAGCAUGCUCUUUGUAUCCGACUUGGAUGCCUGAGGAGACCAUAGUGAUAGAUGGACCGUGGGGAGGUGGGGGGAAGACGAGUAAAUUUUUCUUUUUCAUUUUUCUUCUUCAUUUUGGUAGGAUUUGCAGUAGUCACAAGGAUUAAUGGAUUUGCAUAAGAGAAGGAAUUGACCAAAUAACCAUAAUUGUUGUGAAUGGUGUCAGUUUGCUGCAGUGAAGUGCACAAUUUGUUCUUGUUUACCCCCACCUUACCCCUGCCAUUCUCCCCUCCCCCCCGUCUCCCUGCUGCCGCCCAGUGACGAUGGUGCAGGCAGGUUUCCUAGGGGACUUUGGGGGGAUAGUGCCAUGUGAUGUUAUGACGGGAAGCACAUGAAGUACCGUUGUAUACAGAGGGUUUAUUGGUCAUCAUUGCCUUAAUUCCGUGUCUCUGCAUGGAAGUGAUAAGUACAUAGGCAGUAAUCAGGUAGAUUUAAUUCCAAAUCAAAAAGGGAAGUAAACAAAGACGCAAUGAAAACAGAAAAAAAAAUAUAGCCGUUUGUGUGACAGGGAAGUACUGCUAUAGAGAAUUCCCAGUGUCUGAAAGUCUGUUAGAAUUAACAAGAACCAGAGUUUUAGUGAUAGUGUUGGUAGAUGUUCGUUUCUUGGGGGUGAGAAGUGUGUACUCUGUGUCUGGUUGGAGGGUGUACAUAAAUUUUGUAAGUAUAUUGUACUGUUUGCUUGUGGUAUGGGCUUGACAAAAAUGUAACUAAAGAUGCUAGUUAGGGCAUUUAUCUAAUGACAACGAGAAAAGUAGGCAACCAUUAUCCUAGCCAAUAAUUUUUACAGUUGAAAAAUUGUAUCUAGUGCUGUAUAUGAAAGAUUGAAGGAGAGGGAAAGGGAGACAAAUAUUUACAAACAUAUCCUCAGGAACACAAACAUACUCAUUGUCUCUUAUUCAUUAACAUUAUACCCUUUUCCCUUUUUUUUUCUCCUUUUACAUCCUCCCUCCCUCUCUCCCUCGGUUUCCAGCAGAGACCUAGAGGCUAUGACAAGAUAUAAAGAUGGAGACAACACUGCUAAAACUUCCAGUGGACUUUUUCAGAAGUUGUGGUUGAGAAAAAGACUUUGUGCUGAAACUGUCUUCAGUUCCAUGUAUGUGAGGGGCAUUGUAUGUGCACUCAAGGUGUGAAUUCCUGUAGGGAUAAAAGUAACUAGAAAUGGGUAGUUUUUAACUUGGUUGGUGUCUUCUUAUAUGUAUAUUUAUAAUAACUGACAUCUUUCUUAUUUAUAUUUGCACUUUGCUGUGGGUGACUUUGUUUUUGUGUGUGUCUAUAGCUUUAGAAAUGUGUCUGGAAACUAAGUCAGUGUUACGUAUUGUGGGAAAGAUAAACAAUAGCUGAUCAGGGUGUUUUAAAGAGGUGGAUAAUGGUGCUGUAUUUAGUUAGAUUGUAUUUGAAAAAAGAGAACUGAAUAGAAAAUGGUAAUUGAAAAGAAAGUGAGAUGUGAAUUUUUUGUUUAUUUUAUAUUUAUAUUGAUAUAGAUAUUUUUUGAACAUGUGAAAUAGCCAUUGAUUUUGCUGAAAUACAGAAAAAAAAGCAGAGUUCAAAUUAAUGGGAACAGCAACUCAUAAGCAGAGAGGAACCCAUUUUAGGCUGCUGCUUGCAGUUCAGAAGAAGGAUGGAAAAGCCACACCAACUUUAACAUAUCUUGGUGGAUGGACCUCCUCCCUGUGUUGAAUUCCUACCCCCCCUACCCUCUCCUUAUUCCUCCUCCUCCUCUUCCUCCUCCUCCUCCUCCUCCUCCUCCUCCUCCUCCUCCUCCUCCUCCUCCUCCUCCUCCUCCUCCUCCUCCUCCUCCUCCUCCUCCUCACUUUUCCCCAUUCAGAAUCUGUCUUAGUAUUAAGAAACCAGUGCACUAUUGCGUCCAAAGGAGUUGCUUGUUGCUUGAAGGAUGAGCCACUGGCUUGGCUCAGACCCUACGGCUGGCUCCCCACCCUUCCCCCCUCCUUCCCCCUUACCCCUCCCUCACUGUCACCUUCGUCAAUAAGUAUGUCUGGUUUGCUCAUCUAAGCACCAUCUCAGUUUCAUCAGAGUUGCAGGUGGAAACAUUUUGGUCUGAAACUAGUUAUUGGCUUCUUCUUUUUUUCUACCCUUAUGAAAAUGGUAGUUAACUAUGGAAGAAAAUAUUUCUUUCCUUCUUUCUUACCAUUUUGUCUCCUUUCUUCAUGUGUUUAAAGUAGUCACAGCAUUGGUUUAAUGUGUACAAGUCCCACUAUACCAUGUCUGUCUAUCUAUCUGUCUGAGUCGAGUCCUCUUCAUAUCAGCUGCUUGACUCUCUUUGGGGUGUGUUUUAGAUGCAGUAUAUCCCUAGCUAAUGAUGCACACACUUUCAUACUGUUCUUUUUUAUAUAUAUGUAUCACCAGAAAACCUGUCUGCUUUUGGUAAUUUGUGUAGACACGCUGUAUCACAAGAGCCGCUUUUUUACACGUAAGGGGGAUUUCAUAGCCACAUAUAUUUUGAUUCAGUGUCAGCAUAUUUAUUCCAUGUUGAUGAACGGCAUUGUGUAUUUUUCAACAGUGAACUUUUGUUUUGUACUGAAAGAAUUUAUGUGUUGAUUUUUUUUUUUUCUUUUUAUCUACCACAGUUUUAUAUUUACCUGUGUAACCUACUGUAUAUUACUAUAGAUUUUUUUUUCUCUCCUUUUCUUUUGUAGAGGCUUUAGUCAAGAUGUAGUCAUAGUUCAUAUGUAACUAUUCUCCCCCUGAGGAUAAUGUAAUAGCUUGUUUAAUAUUAUAUGGGAACAUUUAGAUUCUUUUUUUAUAUUGUUUUUGUUGUUGAUGUUUUUGUUGCUUGUAAGUUGUUACAUACAAGAGUACAGUAGUGAUAUCUACCCACUGGAAAGGGA